Messenger RNA from Aptenodytes forsteri (emperor penguin), 3074 nucleotides. RefSeq names its product p53-induced death domain protein 1 (gene PIDD1). Gene Ontology annotation, biological process: apoptotic process; signal transduction; DNA damage response. The coding region runs from base 1 to 2838 and encodes 945 amino acids. NCBI's taxonomy places the organism in Eukaryota, Metazoa, Chordata, Aves, Sphenisciformes, Spheniscidae. The record is from RefSeq and is a predicted model, not a curated record. Gene Ontology annotation, molecular function: protein binding. The transcript has 16 exons.
AUGCCACCCGCCGUGCCCUGCCCUCCCGGCAAGCGCAGGCCCCUCCGCUGCGAGCCAUCUUUCCUCCUCCUCCUUAUCCCGGCUGCCUCGUGGUGCUGCCGGUGCCUGCCUGCCUGGCAAGUCAGAGCAUGUCUGGACCCUGUGGACGAGACGCAGAAGAUGGCAGAGCUGCUGGGGCUUGGGGACAAGUGCGGGGAGGGGGCUUUGGGGGCUCCUUCGCUCGCUGGCUCCUGCCUUGCAGACAACAGGCUGAACCUGGAUGUUUAUCCUGAAGGCUGCUGUCGGUUCCUCCAGCUGUUCAAGGGGCGACGGGGAGAGGUGGUCCAGGUGGAGUUCCUCCGGCUCAGCAGCAACGAUUGCCUCCUUGGCACCACGCUGAGCAUCCUUCCUCAUCUGAAGCACCUGAAAUCCCUGGUGCUCAAAGGUGGCCAUGCCAGGGAUGAGUUUGGUUCAUGUCAGCAUGGCUCCCUGACAAGCUUGCCACCAGACAUUGGGAACCUGAGGUGUCUCACCCACCUGGAUCUCAGCUUCAAUAGCCUCUCCACCUUGCCCAGCUGCAUCCUCCACCUCCCCAGCCUCCGCGUGCUCCUGGUGAGCCACAAUAGCCUGGUGGCACUCCCUGAGGACUUCGGCUCUCUGAGCAAGCUGACUUUCUUCUCUGCUAUGAAAAAUCAGCUGAAGGACUUACCUCAGAGCAUUGGGGAGCUGGCAGUGCUCCAGGACCUGGAUCUCUCGGAAAAUGGUUUGGAAUUCCUUCCUGAAGAAGUUGGGAAUCUGCACAGCUGCACAGAGCUGGAUCUCUCUGGGAAUUGCUUAUCGAGCAUCCCAGACUCCUUAGCCAAUUUGAAGUCUCUGCGGCGGCUGCAUCUCCACAGCAAUCUCCUGGUGACAGUCCCUGCCUCGCUUGCCAGCCUGCCCAACUUGUCCAGACUUGAUCUGCAGAACAAUUGCCUCCGUGCUGUCCCCCCCGAGAUCCAGACCUCGCCAUUCGUGCGCCUCCGAGGCAAUCCCUUAGGAGAAACUGAGCCAUCCCCGCAGGCUGAUGAAUCCAGAGCCGGAGGGCUUCGAAGACUCUUCCUUACAUCAGGAGAGGACAGCUUUACUGUCACCUCUGAAGGCUGCAAAGUGGUCCUGGCCUGUGGCAUCCAUUUCUACUUUCCACCCGGGGCUGCCUCUGACCCUCUGCGGAUCUACUUCCGAACCCUCGCACCAGACCCUCAGUGGGUAAAGCUGAGACACCAUGAUGUCCUGCUAAGUAGAGCCCUGGAGCUGCAGCCUCAUGGGGUCAAAUUCCAGCAGGAGGUGCAGAUCUGGAUGCCAUAUGCCUCCCCUCAAACCCUUCACCAGCGUGAGGUGGUAGUUCGGACCUUCAGUGGGCAGAGCUGGAGUGAUCUGAGAACAAGACUGGAGCAGAAGAGAAAAUCAAAGAAGCAUGUGGCUCACUGUAGUGUCCUUCACUUCUCGUGGUUCCUCGUUGUGUCUCGACUUGUGCAAAAUGAAUGCAAAGUGCCAACAGAAGGGACAUUGCUCUUUUCCAGUGUGGAUCCAAACAUCAAAGUGACCUUUCCUCCUGGAGUCACUGAAGAGACUCGCAGUGUCAAGCUGCAGGUGCUGCCAGUCUCUGCAGAAGAGAUAGAGGAAAUCACGGCCGAUGCAGGGUGCAGAGUCAGUCCCCUGCUCUGCCUUUCCCAGGACUCCCUGGUGGAUUUUCUCAGGCCAGUGAGAAUUCAGCUGCCCCUCCCGCCCGGGGUUACAGGGCUAAAUUUGGAUCAGUCAAGGCUACAUCUUCUCCAUGGUGACCUGGAGGGCCAAACCUGGGAUGACAUUACCAGUCAGGUGGUGCUGGAAUUCACCCAUCUUUAUGCAGUAUUUGAAGUCACCCACUUCUCCUGGUACUGGCUGUGGUACACCACCAAGACCUACAUUGGAGGCAUUGCCAAGAAAGUCUAUGAGCGGCUGCGUAUGUACCAGGUGAACUUCAUUGCUCUGCAGAGGAAGAAGGACCCAGAGCAAGUCCUGCUACAGUGUGUCCCCAAGCACAAGGUUGACCCAGUGCUGAAGAAGUUGCAGGACCGCUAUCGAGGACCUGAGCCAUCUGACAUGGUGGAGAUGUUUGAGGGAGAGCAAUUUUUUGCAGCUUUUGAGCGAGGCAUCAGCAUCGAUAUGGAUCGCCCUGACUGUGUGGAUGGACGUCUCUCGUUUAUUUUUUACUCCCACUUGAAGAACAUGAAGGAAAUCUAUGUGACCUCCCCUGUAGACAGGAAAGGCCAAGCUGUAAAAGGCCAGGUCUCUUUCUACCGAGGGGCAGUUCCCGAGAGCAUCCCUGAAGACGCCAGCAGGAGGAGGAAAGGACCAGACUCUCUCUGGCUUGCUACUCUGCCCAUCAAACUGCCUCGAUUGAAACCCCGCUGGCGUGAGAACCCCUGUCCCCUGAAUGGCUUCUCCUUCCCUCCCUUGAACCUGGGCAACGCAGAGACUGGCUACCUGACACAGGCAAACCUGCUGAGCAUUGCCAGGCGCGUGGGAGCUGACUGGCAGACCAUCGGCCUGAACCUGGGCUUGACUUAUCAGCAGAUUGAGCGCAUAGGAUACAAUAACAGAGAGGACCUUGAUAAGCAGAUCCUGGACAUGCUUUUCUCAUGGGCUCAGCAAAACUUGGAGGAUCCUGACUGUGUGAGCAAGUUGAUUACAGCCAUGAAAGAGAGUGGCCGCCAGGACAUCGCUGAUGAGGUUGAAACCAUCAUUGAGCUGGGACGGCAGAAAUACAGGGAGUCCAUCCGUCGGGUGGGCUUGGAGCAGGAGUGCAGCACUGAAGACUCUGCAAUAGCUAUGAUGUAGCACCUAGCAGAAAGAACUGGGUUUCGUAUGGGGUCCCUCUGCGUACCUGAAGUGACAAUGGCUUGGGGCUGCUCCCACCUCAAGGGCCAGUGUCUUCCCGAGGAGCUGGACAUUGAUUUACUUGUGAGCAGACUACUGAGCUCUCUUGGGUCUAUACUCACGUGCUACUUCUGCCAAUCCCAGGCAGUUUAGAAUGCAUUUAUGAGCCUUUUCUGUACUUCCACUUCUUGACCUUG